Messenger RNA from Naegleria lovaniensis, 1869 nucleotides. RefSeq lists its product as uncharacterized. Bases 1 to 1869 code for a protein of 622 amino acids. NCBI's taxonomy places the organism in Eukaryota, Heterolobosea, Eutetramitea, Acrasida, Naegleriidae. The record is from RefSeq and is a predicted model, not a curated record. The transcript has a single exon.
AUGGAAUUUGGAGAAGACCAAUCAUUGAAUACGGAAGACCAUGGCUUGUUUGAGGCAAUACGACCCGAAUCGCCAUCGGCAAUGUGGUACUCCUCCGAUGAUAAUGCAACAGGACAACUCUUUCAUCCAUUGAAUGCAACCAGAAAUCCUUUUGAGUCUACUCAACAAGUGUUAGAGGAUGUAGUCAUGACCGAUAGUAAUGGCUUUUCAAACCCACUACCACAUCCUUCUACAUCAAGCCAACACGAUGAUAAGCAAUCACCACAACUACAACAACAAACAGCAGUGUUGGAAACAGGCGUUCAAAGCUAUCCCGAAGAACUGUCUGCAUUACAUGUAACCAAUUUACAAGAAUUACAACCUAUUGGUAAAAUUACGAAUAUUGUGGACAAGAGAGUAAUUAUUGAAGUAUUCGUGGAUAAGAAGAAUGGCACCGCUACACAACAUCUUGUUUCUCAAAACGACGUGAAUCUUAAGGAGAACAAAAUAAUUGAUAGCGAGCUUUUGAGGACACAGAUAAAGCUUAAUAUUGGCGCUGUUUUGUUUUCCAAAGACGGAAAAGCAAUAGGAAAAAUUGCUGAGAUCAUUGGAAAUGUGUAUGCCCCAUAUUUUGUAUUGGUUUAUCCUGAUGUGCAAACUUUGAGAACAGUGUUCAAUUUACCAAAUCCUUCACUAGUUCAUGCAAGUCAAAACACGGAAUCUGGUGUUAAGGAAUCAUUGACAACCUCAACACCACGAAAGGAAGACGUUGAAGCAACUACACCAACAAAGAAAACACCAUCACGAAGGACACCACACAAAGCUCAAACUCCCAAGAAAACUCCAUCAAAACAAUUUGUAGAAGACGAUCUAGACUUGGAAAAUGCUCACAAUAUGACGAUCAUUGAGCUUAAACCAUAUUUACAAAAACGAGGACUCACUGUCUAUGGUAAAAAAAAAGAAUUGAUUGCCAGACUUCGUAAAUAUGAAAGAGAAAAGAAACAGCAACAAGAAGAGGAAGCAAAUGAUUUAUCUUCAGAUGAAGACGAUAUGAGUAGCACUUCUAGUAGUGACGACGAAGAGCUUCUUCCAACUCCAGCAAAAACAACCACCCCAACAAGCUCUCAAAAAUUUGCUCUCAGAACAAAGAAGGACUUGGAAGGAAUGGAAAGCGACGAAGAAGAGGAUGAAUUCCACAAGAAACGUGCCACUCAUGACAAACCUAGUUCCCCAUUGGACAAACUCUCGCCAGAUGAAAUUUCUCAAAUCAAAACCAAUUUCGAUGUCAUUUAUUGUCACAAUGUCAUUAGUGCACCAUUGGAUGAGGCCAGCACCAUGAACAUUGUUUCCAAUCACCAAAAAUCCUAUGAUGCAAUGCUUAAUGCAGACGAAAAGACUGAGAUUGUCACAUUUUCCGACGAUGAAGAUGAGAAUGCUUUCAAGAAUAGAGCCAAAAAGGAACGUCCAGAGAAACCACCUGUUGUCAAGAGGGGUCACGAGCAAGUAUCCACAGAUGAAACUACAACAGAUGUACAUCCAAAAAAGCAAAAACCUCUUCCAUUCGUCGACAUGGAAGAAGCCACCACUGUCACCACAACUUCCAUCAUUGUUACAACAACUAGUACUACUACUUCGUCUACAACGAGCGAGGAAAUUAUUCCAUCCUCUGCAACACCUUCUCGAGAAGCAGAAACAUCCGUACAAGUUGUUGAAGUGCCUCCCUCCUCCACUACAGAUCCAACCAGAGUUCCAAUUGUUAGAAAAGCAAGAAGAUCUGCUCCAAGAAAGUCAUCCCAUUCACUCUCGAGUCCCAAUCGUUCUGUGGACACUGUGUCAACGACACAAGCUGAACAAGAAUCCUUCUUUUCGAAAUGGUGUUCCAUCAUGUAA